UACAUGGGCUACGGUUGUAACUUGACAGCUGAACAAUUGCUCCUAAGAUGAACACAUUAGCAACAAAACUAGCGUGUAAACCUUUUCACGUCUGAUUGUGUUUUUAUAUCAGCAUGAAGUGAAACUGUCGUCGACCUGGCUUCAGCUGUACAGUGAGUUUUAGAAGGAUUGAAGGCUGUUUUUUUUUUUUACAAACAUUAUGUCGUUCCUAGUGGACUCAGUCAUCAUGUUCACCUCACAGGUGCUGUUCUUUGGAUUUGGCUGGUUAUUUUUUAUGCGGCAGCUGUUCAAAGACUAUGAGGUGCGACAGUAUGUCGUCCAGGUGGUUUUCUCUGUCACCUUUGCUUUUUCAUGCACCAUGUUUGAGCUCAUCAUCUUUGAGAUUCUGGGUGCCUUAAGUAGCAGUUCUCGGUAUUUCCACUGGAAACUGAAUCUGUAUGUGAUACUGCUGGUUCUAAUCUUUGUGGUGCCUUUCUACAUUGGUUACUUUGUUGUCAGCAACAUACGCCUAUUGCAGAGACAGAGGCUUCUUUUUGCCUGUAUGGUGUGGUUCACCUUCAUGUAUUUCUUCUGGAAGUUAGGAGACCCAUUUCCCAUCCUCAGUCCAAAACACGGCAUCCUGUCCAUUGAGCAGCUCAUCAGUCGUGUUGGUGUGAUUGGAGUCACUCUUAUGGCUCUGCUGUCUGGGUUUGGUGCUGUUAACUGUCCCUACACGUACAUGUCCUAUUUCCUCAGAAAUGUAACAGACAGUGACAUCCUUGCUCUGGAGAGACGGCUGCUCCAAACUAUGGACAUGAUUGUCAGCAAGAAGAAACGAAUUGCCAUGACACGGAGGCAGAUGUACCAACGUGGAGAAGACCAGAACAAACAGACAGGAUUCUGGGGCAUGAUCAAGAGUGUUACCUCCACCCAAACAGGCAGUGAAAACCUCUCUCUGAUCCAGCAGGAAGUCGAUGCUCUGGAGGAGCUGAGUCGACAACUCUUUCUGGAAACUGUGGACCUGCAAGCUACUAAGGAGCGAAUUGAGUACUCAAAGACAUUCCAGGGGAAAUACUUCAACUUCCUCGGCUACUUCUUUUCCAUCUAUUGUGUUUGGAAAAUCUUCAUGGCCACUAUAAACAUUGUGUUUGACCGAGUCGGGAAGACGGAUCCAGUGACGAGGGGUAUUGAAAUUACAGUGAACUACUUGGGUAUUCAGUUUGACGUGAAGUUUUGGUCUCAACACAUCUCUUUCAUCUUGGUGGGAAUAAUAAUUGUUACAUCCAUACGUGGCUUACUCAUCACACUCACUAAGUUCUUUUAUGCAAUUUCAAGCAGCAAGUCCUCGAAUGUCAUCGUGCUUGUCCUCGCCCAGAUCAUGGGGAUGUAUUUUGUAUCAUCGGUGCUGCUGAUGCGCAUGAGCAUGCCGCUGGAGUAUCGCUCCAUUGUGUCCGAGGUUCUGGGAGAGCUGCAGUUCAACUUCUACCACCGGUGGUUCGAUGUCAUCUUCCUGGUCAGCGCCCUAUCCAGCAUCCUCUUUCUUUAUCUGGCCCAUAAGCAGGCACCAGAGAAGCACAUGGCCCUCUGAUCCCACACGGUGGUUUUCCUUUCUCUUUAAGGUGACUUCUGGCCCACGGGGUGACUUUUGAUAUGGAAUUUAGGGAGUUUUUUUUUUUUUUUAUAGCACAUAAUUAUCUGAACUGCCUGUUCCUGAAUCAGGACUGGCUGCUUGUUGGAUGCAAGUGAUGGGGAGCUACUGGAGCACAUCAGGGAACAGAUUUCAAAGUGUGCUCUCUUGAAUUGAAAAGUAUCGUCAGAGCAACAAUUCCACUAGGAACCUAAUUUCACCUGCAAAUGUAAACACUUCUUUGUUCUUUGCGCUCUUAAAUUCAUAUUUUUGGCCUUUUUCUUUUAAUCUGUCUGAACCCACUGGAGCUGUAGUGUUCACAGCACAUCACCUGUAAAUGGAUUAUAUGAAGAAAAGAUCAAGAUGUCAUUUAUGAUUUCAAUCCUGAGACAGCUGUUAUUUUCAAUAAAAUAAGUAAUUGAAUUGGGAACAAAAACAGAUACCCAAAAAUUGAGCUUAA
Toxotes jaculatrix (banded archerfish) is the source of this 2066-nucleotide messenger RNA. RefSeq names its product Golgi pH regulator (gene gphra). Gene Ontology annotation, biological process: intracellular pH reduction. The record is from RefSeq and is a predicted model, not a curated record. The transcript has 14 exons. Bases 200 to 1567 code for a protein of 455 amino acids. Lineage: Eukaryota; Metazoa; Chordata; Actinopteri; Toxotidae. Gene Ontology annotation, molecular function: voltage-gated monoatomic anion channel activity. Gene Ontology annotation, cellular component: Golgi cisterna membrane.